AUGCCCUGCGAGAUGAGGGGAGUGCGAGCUGACUCAGGUAUGAGCACUUCCCGAGGUGGCGUUAUUUGCGCAUGCGAUGUGGCGCCGUGGACAAGGCCUAGGCGCGCUGGAUGGACCUUCCACACACCUCGUCUGGCACGGGGUUCCGUGCGUGGUUGCGAUCCAGCAAUCUCAGGCACAGUCCCUCGACGGGCAGGGAGGGACAUCUUGGGCUUCCCGACGGAGAUUCCGGACACCUUUUGCUGCGCGUGGAAACACUCGAACCGCGAAGUUCGCGACGGCCAUACUGGGAGAAGCAAGAUGGUGCACGUGCACAUCCGUCUGGGCGAGCCGAUGCCAGUGGACGCGGACAACCCGGACGCAAUCACGAGCCUGAAGUUCAGCGGGGUGUCGGCGGCGCACAGACUCGAGCAGCACGACGACAUCCUGCAGCACCUCACUGACAUCAUCGCUUGGGCGCAGGGCAUGACGGAGCUGGAAGUCAGCGACAUUGCGCUCGAUGCCCAGGAGGAUGCAGCUGCCUUCGCCAACGCACUGUGCGGAGCUACUCAUCUCAAGCAGCUGCGCCUGCGGAACUGUUCACUUUCCGAUGCGGGCAUGCACCUCGUUGCGGGCGCUUUCCUUUCGAUGGUCGAGAUCCCGCAGCUGCGAGUCCUGGUCCUACGGGGCAACAACCUUGGCUACCAGGGUGCGCUCGCGACAGCCAAGCUCAUCGCGGCUGCCGGGCAAGGGUUGGAGAUGUUGGAUUUGUCGUUCAACGGAGUCGGCGACGCCGGAGCGACGUUGCUGGGCGCCGCGCUCGCGACGGGCACGUCGCUGCAGCAUCUCGACCUGGACGGCAAUCCGAUCGGCGACAUCGGGUACAGGGCCAUCGCGAACAGCCUGACGUCGCACCACAACACGCUGCGCGAGCUGGGGCUGUCCGCGGCGGACGACCACGCCGGGGUGACGGACACCGGAGCCUCCGCGAUCGCGAGAGCUCUGGGUGCCGCGAAGGGUCUUCACGUGCUGCGUCUGGACGGCCACAGCAACCUCGUGCAGCAGUUGGGCUUCCCCAUUCGCAAAUGGUUUCCGGGGAAGCAGCCGCCGUUGAUGGACGCACUUGCGAACAGCUCUCUGCGGGUGCUGUCGAUGCGCAGCUGCGGAUUCUCGGGACCGGCCGUGAACUGGCUGGCAGACAUGAUAUCCAAAAACCCCUCCAUCCAAACGCUCCGUCUGGAAGGAAACAGGAUCGGACCCCGCGGCCGAGCCGCCAUCGAUCGUGCACGGCGGCGCAGGAACACCACGUGCGACGUGCAGAUCGCCGGAACGGACCCGAGCCGCAGGACGGCCAUGCAGGCCGCCCACAAGGGACCGGACCGCAGGGGGGCAGCGAUUGCCAUCGCCGUUCUUUUCGCGUUCGGCGUUGGGUAUCAGCGGGGGCGGCGCGCAGCAGCUCGGAGGAACGCCACGAGGUAG
Messenger RNA from Pedinophyceae sp. YPF-701, 1458 nucleotides. NCBI's taxonomy places the organism in Eukaryota, Viridiplantae, Chlorophyta, Pedinophyceae. The record is from the annotation of a GenBank genome assembly.